Molecule: messenger RNA, 1962 nt
Organism: Pestalotiopsis fici W106-1
Lineage: Eukaryota; Fungi; Ascomycota; Sordariomycetes; Amphisphaeriales; Sporocadaceae
Exons: 3
Coding region: 1-1962 (653 amino acids)
Biological process (GO): carbohydrate metabolic process
Molecular function (GO): hydrolase activity, hydrolyzing O-glycosyl compounds
Source: RefSeq, a predicted model, not a curated record
AUGGUCACAGUCUGCCUCCUUCUCCAAGUGUUAUAUAUUGGCGAGGUCAGGGCCGCCGCGGUCACCUCCGGCCGCGACAUCCCAAACGGGUCGGCCGAUGCAUCUGCUCCGGCGCUAGAUGCGACUGAGGUGUUUGACUUUCAGGGCCGCGACAUACCAUCAAUAUUCGAGCUUUCCGGAGAGAUUUCCACCAAUGUUCACGAUGCGGAGGAGGGCGCCCGGCUCAUAGUCCGUCAGGACCAUGAUGCAACAGCACUUGUUCUCCCGGGAUCCUUUCAAUCCGGAAGAGUCGAGGUGUUUGUGAAGUCCGUGGUAGCUGCUGGUGUCUUAGUCGCUGUCAGGUUACGCUCUGGUUCUUCGGACGAGAUCGCAUUGGAACUCCUGGGUGGAGAAGUGUCUCUAGUUGCAAGCAGUGUAUAUCACUCGGAAGACCACGAGAUGAACUCAUCGGAUCUAGAAACUACAAAAGUAGUCGCGAUAACUAAUGCGUAUCUCAAUCUCACCAUUGACUGGACUGCACAGUCGGUCCAAUGGCUCGCGGACGGGAAUGUCGUGGGUACUCUGGCCCACGCCAAUGACACACAUUUACACGCAUUCAGUCAACUUGCCUUGACUGCGGAACUUCGAGAUGAUCAGUCUAAUGAGCGCGAGAUGGUGGCUAUGAGACGUGUGCCGUACUUUGCAGAAGUCAUGAAUAUGACAAUCACCCACUACCAUAGCCAAUCCCUCGGCGCUCUAGAAAAUACGGAUAACGAUGCGCCCGGCACAGAAAGGAUCCUACAAAGAUGGCCAAUGACGGAAAUGAAAACGGGAAGCUGGUUGAGGAAAAGAAGUUACUUAAGCGUCAGGGACGUUCACUUAUCGGACAAGACGAAAUUGGCUUUUGGACUUACGGUUGGCAUUGGCGGUGGCUCGCUUGUUUUUCUCGUUUGCUUUGCUUUGUUUCGUGUCAAUGGUUAUUGCAGGUUUAGACGCAAGAAAAAUGCCCCUGCUAUAUACUCGGGCGAGAUGAGUAGCCAGAGGACGACACCACGAACAACGCAGACAACAUUGGUCAAUUCUCCCCAACCUCGAGGGGACAGCAGAAACACCUACUACUACAACGUACAGAGCGACCGAAGGCAUACUUGCGAUCAUGCACCUAGAGGUCAGAGAUACGAUCGAGAUGGAACGGGUGCGGACCGAAGGCACAGUCAUCAGGUGGCGCCAAGAGAACAAAGGUAUACUCACGAUACCGUGCACAAGGAGAGGAGAUAUACACAUGACAGGAUUCCGCAGGAAAGGCGGUGUCCUCACGACAGAGGUCAUCCAUAUAGAAGGUACACUCAGGAUGACAGAAAUCUCGAAUACAGGAGGUAUACUCAUGACGGAAGGAGUCCCAAGGACCACAGGCAUAGCCAUGGUAAUAGGAGUCCUGAGUACCGGAAUCAUACCCAGGAUAGAGCCACCGGGAAUCGACGACAUACUCGAGAUAAUGGCCAAAAUGACCGGACGCCCCCUCAAGUAGAACGCAACAAUCGAAAGGGAGGACAAACCAAGGAUCACAAACAACAGAAAACUACCACGCCUGCCGUUUCUAGCGGCAACAAGCAUAAGCCCUCGGAAGCGUCCAAGAUUCCCGAGGUCGCAAAGAUCAAACAAGAACCGCCCACCGUGCCCGAAGAGCGCAAGACCGGUCCUCUCGCAUUCCUGCUCGCAGGCGGCCGGAAAAAAUCUCCGCAGCCCGAGGUCUCGAAAAAGGCGCCCAGCGCCCGGGUCCCCUCGAUCGCCGAGCUCGACGGCCAAGGGGUUUCGGAGCAGCUGGCCACGGUCAUCAAGAGGAGGCGGUCACUGGAAAAGAAACCCCUGCCGACGGCACCACAGCUCUCGGACAGCGACCUGGCAGCCGUGCGCCACGACGACGGCGACCAGGACGGCGGCAACAAUGAAGGGGUUGUACGGUACAACCUUUAUGGCUUAUGA